GCCGAUAGGCGAUAAAAUUAUAGCAUUCGAAAACCUGCACAUCGAUUCGUUUAUGGAGAACGUAUACCGCAGUUCCUGCAUGUUAGCAAAAGAACUUCAGUCAUUUACUAAUUUACACUGAUUUAUAAAAUCCUUCAAAAGUGGGCGUUAUUUUUAUUUGUGUUUUUGAUAAACCGCAGGCAUCUGAAAAAUGGCCAUUUUCCAACGCAUACGGGAUUUUAUUUAUUCCGCAUACUUCCUGGCCCACUUGGGCUUCGCUGCAGCUUUCGAUGCGCAGUUAGUCUUAGACCGAUCACUUUUCCCGAAACAGCUGGUUGAUGCGCUUGACCAAUAUGUGAAGGAGUACAAAGAUCCGUUUAUUGCCAAUCCUCCGCACUGGUUCAAGUCGCUGCUGUACGUGGAACUGGGCCUGCAAGUCCCUUUCCUGUUCCUUGCAUUUUUCGGCUCCCUUGCAGGAGCAAGAUGGAUGCGUACACCCACUCUGAUGUACUGCACCAGUGUUAUUGUCAUGGUACUUCCGCUCAUCUCCCACAUUAUGCAAGGCACUUUUACCGGAUCGGAAGUUGGACCUAAAACCGAAGACGAACGCGUGAAGCUCGCUGGCCUGUACGCCGCGUUCCUUGUGGCCGGUGUCGUUAUCCUGCUGGACUACACCUUGCUGCGCUGCCCACGGACAACACCACCGACGCAAGCUCGCUUGCCCACUACCAAGGAAAAAGAGGGGAAAGAUAAAAAGCGCAACUAGCGCAGCAUGUGGAUUCCCACCAUUGUUGCAACACACUGAAUGCAGUUUAUAACAUUAGAAGUUUAUUGUGCAGUGCACAUGAAAAAAUUCUAGGCUGACGACGUUGCACCAGCUGAUUGAUUGUACGGGUUACGGACUAAGUUUGAUUUUUACGUUUUUCAAUUGACAAAGUUUUGAUAACACCGCAAAUAAAAUACUACCUUCAA
Paramacrobiotus metropolitanus is the source of this 951-nucleotide messenger RNA. RefSeq names its product sigma intracellular receptor 2-like. Lineage: Eukaryota; Metazoa; Tardigrada; Eutardigrada; Parachela; Macrobiotidae. The record is from RefSeq and is a predicted model, not a curated record. Gene Ontology annotation, cellular component: endoplasmic reticulum. The transcript has 3 exons. Bases 191 to 745 code for a protein of 184 amino acids.